This is a messenger RNA of Octodon degus (degu), 7484 nucleotides long. It is a transcript of the gene Nav1, whose product is annotated as neuron navigator 1. The record is from RefSeq and is a predicted model, not a curated record. NCBI's taxonomy places the organism in Eukaryota, Metazoa, Chordata, Mammalia, Rodentia, Octodontidae. Gene Ontology annotation, biological process: nervous system development; neuron migration; microtubule bundle formation. Gene Ontology annotation, cellular component: axon initial segment; microtubule cytoskeleton. Gene Ontology annotation, molecular function: ATP hydrolysis activity. The transcript has 32 exons. The coding region runs from base 244 to 6693 and encodes 2149 amino acids.
CAGAGGCGGCCAGUGGGAGAGGCCUGAGGCCAGGAAGCAGCGAGCACGCUGAGCCUCGUGCAAGGGGCGACCCGGCUUGGGGAGCCCCGGGGAAACUUCCUGGCGGGAGGAAAGGACGCCCGCCCCGGCGCUGCCCCAAGCGAUGCGCGUCCGUGCGCCGCGAAGGCGGCUGGGGCUGCGGCGCGAACCCCGAGCCCGGGAGGACGCACGAGAAGGACAGUAGCCCGCUCUGGCGGCCACGCCAUGAAUGGGAUGGCCAACGUGAAUUCUGCCAGCCGCCCUCACUAUGCCUCCUCCAUCCCUGUGCCCCGAACCUCUUCCCAGACCAGGAUUCCCACACCCGGUGCAUCUCCCCAGCUGCGACCACGCCAGGCCGGCCUGGCCCUCAGCCCACAGCGAUCGGCCUCCCCAAGGCUGGGCAAGGAUGUGGGCUCUUCCAGAAACUCCUCGCCCAAGGCCUCCCGUGGGAGAGGCUCCCCAAGGGCUGCUGGGACAGUGAGGGAGUUGGCUGAGGGGGGUGAAGGCCUCUCCUCCCCCUGGAGCAGUCCCAGAGUAACCCCAAAAGCAAGCCCCUCCAGCCGGGCAGGGUCCAGGAGAGUUGGGGAGACACAAGGCACCCAGGGAAAGAAGAAGAAGACCCAGGAAGGGAUUGCAAUCUGCCAGACCCGUGGCAGGAGCCCACCCCAGACGAGUGUUCAUGGAGAAACUCAAAUACCAGGGGCUCCUGAAGGUCAAAAGCCUCCUAGCUGCCAAGGAAAAGAUCAGAAAGAUAUAAACUAUACACGUUCUUCAGAGUCUGCUGAUGGAGCAGCUUCAGGGGCUUCCUCUCCAGCUUACAGCCCAGCACAGAGCAAGCACCCCUCUCCCACAUCAGGGGCCAUUAGCUUCUCCUCGGUCCAUCAGCAGAGCCAGCCCAUCACGGCCACUGUGGCCCCCUUCCGGUACAGGUUGCAGACAGACCCGGAGCCUGGCCCCAUCCCUCGGAGCAGCUGGGCUGUUGAUGGCUACUCCAGUCCCCCAAGCAGGACAGAGGACAGCUUCUGCAGUGUGGACGCGCAGAUCGUCCAUGCGCUCCUCGCGGGCAGAAUGCUGGGCAGCAGCGUCAAGAGCGCGCAGCCUGAGGUGGAGCUGAGCAGCGGUGGCGGCGACGAGGGCACGGACGAGCCGCGGGGAGCCGGCAAGAAGGCGGCUGCAGCCGACGGCCGAGGCAUGCUGCCCAAGCGCGCCAAGGCGCCCGGCGGCGGCAUCGGCAUGGCCAAGGCCAGCGCAGCUGAGCUGAAGGUCUUCAAGUCCGGCAGCGUGGACAGCCGUGUACCUGGAGGGCCACCCACCUCCAACCUGCGCAAACAGAAGUCGCUCACGAACCUCUCGUUCCUCACUGACUCUGAGAAAAAGCUGCAGCUGUAUGAGCCCGAAUGGAGCGACGAUAUGGCCAAGGCACCCAAGGGUUUGAGCAAGAUGGGGUCUAAGGGCCGCGAGGCCCCGCUGAUGUCCAAGACACUGUCCAAGUCUGAGCACUCGCUCUUCCAGGCCAAGGGUAGCCCGGCGGGCGGCGCCAAGACACCCCUGGCCCCUCUAGCGCCCAGUCUGGGAAAACCCAGCCGGAUCCCGCGCGGACCCUACGCGGAGGUCAAGCCACUCAGCAAGGCGCCGGAGGCGGCGGUGAGCGACGAUGGCAAAUCGGAUGACGAGCUGCUCUCCAGCAAGGCCAAGGCGCAGAAAGGCUCCGGGCCAGUCCCCCCCGCCAAGAGCCAAGAGGAACGCGCCUUCCUCAAGGUAGACCCCGAGCUCGUGGUGACCGUGUUGGGCGACCUGGAGCAGCUGCUCUUCAGCCAGAUGCUGGACCCAGAGUCCCAGAGAAAGAGGACAGUGCAGAAUGUUCUGGAUCUUCGACAGAACCUGGAGGAGACCAUGUCUAGCCUUCGAGGCUCCCAGGUGACUCACAGCUCCCUGGAGAUGACCUGCUAUGACAGUGAUGACGCCAACCCUCGCAGCGUGUCCAGCCUCUCCAACCGCUCAUCUCCUCUCUCCUGGCGCUAUGGCCAGUCCAGCCCACGGCUGCAGGCCGGUGAUGCGCCUUCUGUGGGUGGGAGCUGCCGCUCUGAGGGGCCACCUGCCUGGUACAUGCAUGGGGAACGUACUCACUACUCCCACACCAUGCCCAUGCGCAGCCCCAGCAAGCUCAGCCACAUCUCCCGCCUGGAGCUGGUCGAGUCCCUGGACUCGGAUGAGGUGGACCUCAAGUCCGGUUACAUGAGUGACAGCGACCUCAUGGGCAAGACCAUGACGGAAGAUGAUGACAUCACCACUGGCUGGGAUGAAAGCAGCUCUAUCAGCAGCGGGCUCAGUGAUGCCUCUGACAACCUCAGCUCGGAAGAGUUCAAUGCCAGCUCCUCACUCAACUCCCUCCCGACUACACCCACUGCUUCUCGCAGGAACUCUACAAUAGUGCUACGCACAGACUCAGAGAAGCGCUCCCUGGCAGAAAGUGGGCUGAGCUGGUUUAGUGAGUCAGAAGAGAAGGCCCCCAAAAAACUGGAGUACGACAGUGGCAGCCUGAAGAUGGAGCCUGGGACUUCUAAGUGGCGGAGGGAGCGGCCUGAGAGCUGUGAUGACUCCUCCAAGGCUGGGGAACUGAAAAAGCCCAUCAGCCUGGGCCACCCUGGCUCCCUGAAGAAGGGCAAGACCCCCCCGGUGGCUGUCACUUCCCCCAUCACUCAUACAGCCCAGAGUGCCCUCAAAGUCGCAGGUAAACCUGAAGGCAAAGCAACAGACAAAGGCAAGCUCGCUGUGAAGAAUACUGGGUUACAGCGCUCGUCAUCUGAUGCUGGCCGCGACCGUCUGAGUGAUGCUAAGAAGCCCCCGUCAGGCAUUGCUCGCCCCUCCACUUCGGGAUCCUUUGGCUACAAGAAGCCUCCUCCUGCCACAGGCACAGCAACCGUCAUGCAGACUGGUGGCUCAGCCACUCUUAGCAAGAUCCAGAAGUCCUCAGGCAUCCCUGUAAAGCCCGUCAAUGGACGCAAGACUAGCUUAGAUGUGUCCAAUAGCGCAGAGCCCGGAUUCCUGGCUCCUGGUGCCCGGUCCAACAUCCAGUACCGCAGCCUGCCCCGGCCAGCCAAGUCCAGUUCUAUGAGCGUUACUGGUGGCCGAGGUGGAGCACGCCCUGUGAGCAGCAGCAUUGACCCUAGUCUGCUCAGCACCAAGCAAGCAGGCCUUACCCCCUCCAGACUCAAGGAGCCCUCCAAGGUUGCCAGUGGGCGGAGCGCACCAGCUCCUGUCAAUCAGACAGAUCGGGAAAAGGAGAAGGCCAAAGCCAAGGCAGUGGCCUUGGACUCAGACAACAUUUCUUUGAAGAGCAUUGGCUCCCCGGAGAGUACUCCCAAGAACCAAGCAAGCCACCCCCCAGCCACCAAGCUCGCAGAGCUGCCACCAACCCCUCUCAGGGCCACGGCUAAGAGCUUUGUCAAGCCACCCUCACUAGCCAAUCUAGACAAAGUCAACUCCAACAGUCUGGAUCUACCAUCGUCCAGUGACACCCACACUUCAAAGGUCCCAGAUCUGCAUGCUACAAGCACAGCAACUGGGAGCGCUCUCCCUACCUGCUUCACCCCCAGUCCAGCACCCAUCCUCAAUAUUAACUCGGCCAGCUUCUCCCAAGGCCUGGAGCUAAUGAGCGGUUUCAGUGUUCCCAAGGAGACCCGCAUGUACCCCAAACUCUCAGGCCUGCACAGGAGCAUGGAGUCCCUCCAGAUGCCAAUGAGUCUGCCCAGUACCUUCCCCAGCAGUUCUCCCAUCCCUGCCCCACCUGCUGCUCCUGCUGCGCCCCCAGAAGAAGAAACGGAAGAGCUGACCUGGAGCGGAAGCCCCAGGGCUGGGCAGCUGGACAGUAAUCAGCGGGAUCGGAACACGCUUCCCAAGAAAGGGCUCAGGUACCAGCUUCAGUCCCAGGAGGAGACCAAGGAGAGGCGGCACUCCCACACCAUCGGCGGGCUACCCGAAUCUGAGGACCAGGCAGAGCUGCCUUCCCCCCCUGCCCUCUCCGUGUCCCUGAGUGCAAAGGGCCAGCUUACCAACAUAGUGAGUCCCACUGCGGCCACCACGCCAAGAAUCACUCGCUCCAACAGCAUCCCCACCCACGAGGCGGCCUUCGAGCUGUACAGCGGCUCCCAAAUGGGGAGCACCCUGUCCCUGGCCGAGAGACCCAAGGGAAUGAUUCGGUCAGGAUCCUUCCGAGACCCCACGGACGAUGUUCAUGGCUCCGUGCUGUCCCUGGCCUCCAGUGCCUCUUCCACGUACUCCUCACAAAUCCGGAAGCUUCGGCGGGAACUGGAAUCAUCCCAGGAAAAGGUGGCCACCCUGACCUCUCAGCUUUCUGCCAAUGCUAACCUGGUGGCUGCUUUUGAGCAGAGCCUGGUGAACAUGACAUCUCGCUUACGGCACCUGGCAGAGACUGCAGAGGAGAAGGACACUGAGCUGCUGGAUUUGCGGGAAACCAUAGAUUUUCUGAAGAAAAAGAACUCUGAGGCUCAAGCAGUCAUUCAGGGAGCCCUGAAUGCCUCAGAUACUACUCCCAAAGAGCUCCGGAUCAAGAGACAGAACUCUUCAGAUAGCAUCUCAAGCCUCAACAGCAUCACCAGCCAUUCCAGCAUCGGCAGCAGCAAGGAUGCUGAAGCCAAAAAGAAGAAGAAAAAGAGUUGGGUCUAUGAGCUUCGAAGUUCCUUCAACAAAGCCUUCAGUAUAAAAAAGGGACCCAAGUCUGCUUCCUCGUACUCUGACAUUGAGGAGAUCGCCACGCCUGACUCCUCAGCCCCCUCCUCCCCUAAACUGCAGCAUGGCUCCACGGAGACAGCCUCACCCUCCAUCAAGUCCUCCAAUUCGUCUUCUGCGGGUGUCGAUGUCCCCGAGGCGCCUGCUCACUCAGCCCCCCACCCGAGGCUCUUCCACACCAAUGAGGAGGAGGAGCCAGAGAAGAAGGAGGUAUCAGAGCUGCGCUCUGAGCUAUGGGAGAAAGAGAUGAAGCUUACAGACAUCCGCUUGGAGGCUCUCAACUCUGCCCACCAACUGGACCAGCUUCGAGAGACCAUGCACAACAUGCAGCUGGAGGUGGACCUGCUGAAAGCAGAAAAUGACCGGCUGAAGGUCGCCCCUGGCCCCUCCUCAGGCUGCACUCCAGGGCAGGUCCCUGGAUCCUCUGCUCUGUCAUCCCCUCGCCGUUCCCUUGGCCUUGCACUUACCCAUUCCUUCAGCCCAAGCCUCACAGACACAGACCUAUCACCCAUGGAUGGCAUCAGCACCUGCGGUCCAAAGGAGGAAGUAUCCCUUCGGGUGGUAGUACGGAUGCCCCCUCAGCAUAUUAUCAAAGGGGACUUGAAGCAGCAGGAAUUCUUCCUGGGAUGUAGCAAGGUCAGUGGAAAAGUUGACUGGAAGAUGUUGGAUGAAGCUGUUUUCCAAGUAUUCAAGGACUAUAUUUCCAAAAUGGAUCCAGCCUCCACGCUGGGCCUAAGCACUGAGUCCAUCCAUGGCUACAGCCUCAGCCAUGUGAAACGAGUGUUGGAUGCUGAGCCCCCAGAGAUCCCUCCCUGUCGUCGAGGUGUCAAUAACAUAUCAGUCUCCCUCAAAGGUCUGAAGGAGAAAUGCGUGGACAGCCUGGUGUUCGAGACGCUGAUCCCCAAGCCAAUGAUGCAGCACUACAUCAGUCUCCUGCUAAAGCACCGUCGUCUUGUGCUCUCGGGCCCCAGCGGUACAGGCAAGACCUACCUGACCAAUCGGCUGGCUGAAUACUUGGUGGAGCGCUCGGGCCGCGAGGUCACUGAGGGCAUCGUCAGCACCUUCAACAUGCAUCAGCAGUCUUGCAAGGAUCUACAGUUGUACCUCUCCAACCUGGCCAACCAGAUAGACCGGGAAACAGGGAUUGGGGAUGUGCCCUUGGUGAUUUUAUUGGAUGACCUGAGUGAAGCAGGCUCCAUCAGUGAGCUGGUUAAUGGGGCCCUCACCUGCAAGUAUCAUAAAUGUCCCUACAUUAUAGGCACCACCAAUCAGCCUGUAAAAAUGACACCCAAUCAUGGCUUGCACCUGAGCUUCAGGAUGCUGACCUUCUCCAACAAUGUGGAGCCAGCCAACGGCUUCUUGGUGCGUUACCUGCGAAGGAAGUUGGUGGAGUCAGAUAGUGACAUCAAUGCCAACAAGGAAGAACUGCUUCGAGUGCUGGACUGGGUACCCAAGCUGUGGUAUCACCUGCACACCUUCCUUGAGAAGCACAGCACCUCAGACUUCCUCAUUGGCCCUUGCUUCUUUCUGUCCUGUCCAAUUGGCAUUGAGGACUUCCGGACCUGGUUCAUCGACCUGUGGAACAACUCCAUCAUUCCCUACCUACAGGAAGGAGCCAAGGAUGGGAUCAAGGUCCAUGGACAGAAAGCUGCGUGGGAGGACCCAGUGGAGUGGGUCCGGGACACUCUUCCCUGGCCAUCAGCCCAACAAGACCAAUCAAAGCUGUACCACCUGCCCCCACCCACUGUGGGUCCUCACAGCAUUGCCUCACCUCCAGAGGACAGGACAGUCAAAGACAGCACCCCAAGUUCUCUGGACUCAGACCCUCUGAUGGCCAUGCUGCUGAAACUUCAGGAGGCUGCCAACUAUAUUGAGUCUCCAGAUCGAGAGACCAUCCUGGAUCCCAACCUCCAGGCGACACUCUGAGGGUCCAACAGUCACUGUCACCCCAGACAGCAGAAGGUGGCAUCUGCUUCGUUAGCUCCUCCUCUCCCCUCUUCUCUCAAAGCACUGACUCUCUGGCCCCGGGAGGAGAACAGGAGGGAGGAGGAAGACAAGAAGAGGCAAGGCUCUUGGUGCUGCACUUUUGAGAACUCCUAGUAGGGAUUUGGUGGGGUGGCAUUUGGGAACUGUGUCACCUAAAUAGAUUUACUGGCCUCCUCUCAUGACCUUGGGGAAAAGAUGAUUCUGGGUCUUUUCCUUGUUUUCUUGUUUCAAUUACAAACUCCUGGGCUUUCUGAGGAAGGGUUCAGAAGACAUCAAAAGACUCCGCAGCAGUUCCUAGCUGAUUCUCAUGAGCACCUCUGAGACAGUCACAGGAGGGGAAGUCUGAGGAGGCAGGAAGCUUCGCUUGCUGACUUUCUCGCAGCCCCUUCCCAAUUCUAUCACCACUGCCAACGACUCUUCCCCCAGAGAUCUGGCUGGAGCCCAGAAAACAAGCAUGUGGUUUUAAAAAUGCAUAAAUCAACCUGUAAAUGGUAACAGGCAAUGGAAAAGAUGAAGCUGGAGAAAGGGGACCCAGUUGCCAAAGUAAAAAAGCAAGCUGCCAGCUCUUGCCUUCUGGAUGACAGGGGAUGUUGACAAGACGGCUUCUCAUAUAAGAAGUCACCACAUCACAAAAGUAACAUUGCAGCCUUUAGAGAAAGACCGGUAGCUCUGUCUUUCUACCUUCUAAUUUAACAUGCGUGAGAGUCAAUAAACCCUACUUUUUUAUUUUU